AUGGUGAGGAGCGGUCGAAGCAAAAGCAGCCGUCAUAGCCAUAGUGGUCGUGACUCCGACGACGGUUUUUCCGGUGGAGGCCGCAGUAAGAAGAGGAGGUCUGGUAGAAACAUCACAGAAGAGGAAAUCGCAGGGUAUAUGGCCAAGAAAGCUCAAAAGAAAGCGAUGCGAGCUGCGAACAAAUUGAAAGAGCAAACAGUGUGGGGUUAUUCAAAUGAUUCAAACCCUUUUGGUGAUUCCAAUCUCAGCGAAAAAUUUGUGUGGCGGAAGCAAAUCGAGCGUGAUAUUGCCCAAGGAGUACCGUUGGACAGUUUUUCAGUGAAAGCCGAGAAGAAGAGACAGAAAGAGAGAAUGGGUGAGAUUGAAAAGGUUAAAAAGAGAAGAGAGGAAAUGGCAGUUGAGAGAGCACAACAUGAGGAAGAAGUGGCUUUGUUGGCUAGAGAAAGUGCUCGAGCUGAGUUCCAAGAUUGGGAGAAGAAAGAGGAGGAGUUUCUUUCUGAUCAAAGCAAAAUCAGAUUAGAGAUCAGAAUGCGUGAAGGCCGUACAAAGCCUAUUGAUGUUUUGUCCAAGCACCUUAGUGGCUCAGAUAAACCGCCAUACAUGGUUUUCAAGGGCUUGACAGUCAAAGAGAUGGAAGAGCUUCGUGAUGACAUCAUAAUACAUCUUGAUUUGGACAGGGCAACUCCAACACACAUAGAGUACUGGGAGGCACUUUUGGUGGUAUGUGAUUGGGAGUUAUCCGAAGCCCGGAAGAAGGAUGCACUUGAUCAAGCUAGGGUGCGUGGGGAGGAACCUCCAGCUGAGUUGCUGGCUGAGGAAAGACGUGUGCCUUUUAGUAUUGAAGCAGAUGUCAAGAAUCUCUUGGAAGGAAAGACCCAUCGUGAGCUGGAGGGAUUGCAAUCCCAGAUUGAGUCACAGAUGCGUACUGGCAUGGCAAAGGUUGUUGAGUAUUGGGAGGCUGUUCUUAAACGCCUUCAUAUAUUCAAAGCAAAGGCCUGUUUGAAGGAAAUACAUGCUAAAAUGCUGAGUACACAUUUACAACGCCUUGAGCAACCUUCAGGACUGGAAUCUGAUCAUGGUUUAGGACCUGGAGAGGAGAAUAGUGAUCAUGAUGUGAAAGAUGCUGAAAGAUUUUCGCCACAACCCGUGGAACAAGAGUCUGGAUCAUUUUCACCCCAACUGUUGCAUGGUGAUGAAAAUCAUGAAGAAGCUAUUGACCCUGAAGAGGACAGGGUUAUACUGGAGCAGCAAAGACGGAUACGAGAGGAUAACUUUGAGCUAAAAGCCAUGAAAGCUAUGGGAGCAAUGGAGGAGGGAGAUGCAGUAUUUGGCUCUGGUGCCCAAGUAAACUUGGACUCACAAGUGUAUUGGUGGCGUGACAAAUACCGACCUAGAAAACCAAAAUAUUUCAACCGUGUUCACACUGGAUAUGAGUGGAACAAGUACAACCAGCCCCAUUAUGAUCACGACAAUCCACCUCCCAAAAUUGUGCUAGGAUACAAGUUUAAUAUCUUCUAUCCAGACCUCGUCGACAAGACAAAGGCUCCUGCAUAUACUAUUGAGAAGGAUGGAAAUAGUUCUGACACAUGCAUCACAAGGUUCCAUGCUGGGCCACCCUACGAGGACAUUGCUUUCCGGAUUGUAGACAAAGACUGGGAAUAUUCUCAUAAGAAAGGAUAUAAAGCCACAUUCGAACAUGGAGUUUUGCAUUUAUAUUUUAACUUCAAGCGCUAUCGCUACCGUAGGUGAUAUAUAUCUUGUGGUGAUAGUUGGCUUGAGUUGUGCUCUAUGAAUAUUGUGGCAUCUUGUUAUUUGUUACUCCCGACUCAAAAAUUAGUUAGUCAUAGAUUUUCAAACAAGAGGCGAGUAAAUUGUUCUUAAUUAGAAUGCAGCAGCCCUCUUGCAAAGGAGGGGGUGCAAUUCACCUGAGAUGUUUUUCAUUAGGCCACUAGAGGAAACUAAUUUAGUUAAAUUAUUUGGUAAACUCUUGUACUAGGUCAAAUGUGCAUUAAUUUAUGCCUUAUCCUAAUUUAGAACAUGUUUGUUGAAAGGCAGAUGAGUAUUAUUGAUAUACCAGAGCAAAAGCAGAACAAUUGGAAAAUACA
Molecule: messenger RNA, 2105 nt
Organism: Theobroma cacao (cacao)
Lineage: Eukaryota; Viridiplantae; Streptophyta; Magnoliopsida; Malvales; Malvaceae
Source: RefSeq, a predicted model, not a curated record